AUGAAGUCAUCAGAUCCCGCCCGACCCAGCAGCCGUCGCGCCGCCUCAGGUGCUUGGAAUCGCCUGAAGCCGGUCCGCGAAGAUAUUUUGGAAACAUAUGGGCUGCCUUCCAAAGGAGAGACGCGGCUCAAUGACUUCAAAACGCAAGAAGUCUACUUCAACCGCAUCAUAGAACGCUACAUGAAGCUCUGCGCCCUCAACCGCGAUGAACUAGAUCGCCUCUUCAUCUCAGUCAGCGUCCCCCAGUCUACUUCCACAGACACGAAGUCAGCCUCGACCGCAAACUCCAAACUCACAUCUUCCUUCUCCUCGCUUUCCCUCUCUAAACACGCACCCCCAGAGCACCAACAUACCAGCCGCCCGCCCCUCGCAUCCACCUCUACAAACACACCUACGACACACCAGCACCACCCCAUCCCCCAGAAAGCCUUCACGCUCUCCAUAAACGAACUAGCCACAGUCCUCGCCUCCCUGCGCAAACUCCGCGAAGCAAUAACAGCCUCGAACCGCAGUGACGCCUUUGCCCUGCGCGCUUACACCUUCGCAAUUCACGUCAGCAUCCUCUGCCACGACUGGGCCUCGUACCUCCCCUCUCUCCUCUCCCUGCUCAACACAAUACAUCCACGGAAUCCCUUGUCCCCUUCCACCUUACACGAUUUUGUCGGCCUGCUGAUCCUCGAUCAAGCGUGUCGGCAAUCCGAUUUCGCAGGCGCAAGAGCGACAAAGUUGGCAUAUGGGUACAAGGACUGGAGAGUGGAGAAGGUGCUGAAGUGUCUGGUCGCGGAUGAUUAUGUGGGAUUCUGGCGGGUGAGGAAGAGUGUGGAUGGGUAUCAGAGAAGUGUUAUGGAGUGGGCUGAUGGUGGGGUGAGGGUGCAUGCGCUCAAGUGUCUAGGCAAGGCGUAUCUGAGUGCGGACAAGGGCUUUGUGGAGAGGGUUACAGAGAGGAGGUGGGAGGAGUUGGUCAGUGAGGGAGUGGGCUGGGAAUUGAGUGCUGAUGGGGAGAAGGUGUUGAUUAAAAAGCCAAAGGGGACGUGA
Messenger RNA from Alternaria burnsii, 1035 nucleotides. RefSeq lists its product as uncharacterized. The transcript is spliced from 2 exons. Bases 1 to 1035 code for a protein of 344 amino acids. The record is from RefSeq and is a predicted model, not a curated record. NCBI's taxonomy places the organism in Eukaryota, Fungi, Ascomycota, Dothideomycetes, Pleosporales, Pleosporaceae.